Messenger RNA from Myxozyma melibiosi, 1225 nucleotides. Its product is annotated as Sec14 cytosolic factor. Lineage: Eukaryota; Fungi; Ascomycota; Lipomycetes; Lipomycetales; Lipomycetaceae. The transcript is spliced from 7 exons. The record is from RefSeq and is a predicted model, not a curated record. Bases 161 to 1024 code for a protein of 287 amino acids.
GAAAUAAGCAUCAAUCAAGCAAUCGAACAAUUGUCGAGGUGUACAUAGUCUUGAGAACUAGUGCUGCAUCUGAAUAAUUGCCGUUUUUUGAAAAGAGAAGGAAGCUGAUUUGACGCGUCGUCACCAUAUCAACAUCAACAAUUAGUAGAAGAGGAUAAUCAUGUCGGAGGAAACACCUACCCAAUCGCUUCCUAUCCCGGAGUCCUGUGGCCCCGACGCGCCGUCUGGAUUCCCAGGCAACGUGUCAGCCGAGCAACAGGCCAAGGUCGGGAUGCUGCGGAACGAGCUCAAGUCGGCGGGCUGCACCGAGCGCCUUGACGACCCUUCUCUUUUGCGAUUCCUACGAGCACGUAAGUUUGAUGUGCCGAAAGCAAAGGAGAUGUUUCUUGCGUGCGAAAAGUGGCGCGAGGAGUUCAAGGUCGAUGAUAUUGUUGCCAACUUUCAUUACGACGAGAAGCCGCUUGUGUCAAAGUACUAUCCGCAGUACUACCACAAGACUGAUGUGGAAGGACGACCGGUGUAUAUCGAGCAGUUGGGCGCGGUUAACUUGACGGAGAUGUACAAGAUUACCACGUUCGAGCGGAUGCUGCAGAACCUUGUGUGGGAGUACGAGACCUUUACGUCGAAGCGACUUGCUGCGUGCUCGCGAAAAGCAGGCGUGUUGAUUGAGACGUCGUGCACGAUUAUGGAUCUCAAGGGCGUGGGCAUCUCGAGCAUCAACCAGGUUUACCAGUACGUCCGCGAGGCUUCUGUUAUCGGCCAGAACUACUAUCCGGAGCGUAUGGGCAAAUUCUACAUGAUCAACGCCCCCUUCGGCUUCUCGACCGCCUUCAGACUGAUCCGUCCGCUCCUCGACCCGGUGACUGUGCAAAAGAUCUUCAUCCUGUCGUCGAGCUACCAGUCCGAGCUUCUGAAGCAGGUCCCGAGCGAGAACCUGCCCAAGAAAUUCGGCGGGCAGUGCGAGUGCGAAGGCGGAUGCGAGCUCUCGGACGCGGGCCCGUGGCAUGAUCCGCAGUACAUGUAAAUCUGUCUGAGUGAGUGAAGUGGUGGAGAGGAUUAUUGUGUACUGAGUGGUAGUGUAUUUGAUUAAUGUAUUUUGUUUAUAUAUAAAUGUUGUAGAUGUAGUAGUAAGAAGUAGUAAGCAGAGCAGUAAGCAGAGCAGAGCUGCGGCAGAUGAAACGGGAGUUUUGACUUUUAUUUUAAACAGGGGCACUUUGAGAAUGCA